AUGGGGUUGUCGCAAAUAGCUACCUACUACCUCAAGUCGCGCAUCGGAGGCCAUAUGAAUACUGUUCUGAAAAAGAAGAACAAGCCUAAAGAGGAACCCGAAUCUAGGGAAUCUGCUUAUAAGAUCAGACCUCCAACCAUCAUCUGCUCAACACCUACGCGACAGACCAUGAAAUCCAACAGAAACCAAAACCUACGACGAGCAUUUCUCUGGAAGGAGAUUGACUGGACCGGUUCCAGCCCAUCCAAUCGCAGACCUUCCUCCUCCUCCUCCUCCUCCUCCUCAGAGGAGCCGCCAGUCAGUCCCCGAACAGCAGGAGAUGGCCCCGGACCCGGCCCCUCGGCCGAGAGAAGAUGCUCCACCGCACCUAGCACCGCCGGCCUCCGCAGCGGGACUUCUCCAGGCUCAGAGACACCAGCGAGAGAGACCCGGCUCCGGGUAGGCGUGGGGAGGCGGAAGUUGCAGUGUCCCGCCUGCCAACGGAUCGCCUGCGAGUUUGCAUUCGAGAGAGAUCGCCACGUCAACACCAACGCCACAUGCGUGACGGCGCACACCUGCCUGGCCCGAGAAAUGCAGGCGGAAGUUCGUGAGCAAGGAAAGCCUGAGACAGCAUCUCCAGAGACAGAAGCAGAUUUCUCUCCGGAGGACAUAGUACAGCAACGCUUCAUAUGCUAG
This is a messenger RNA of Drepanopeziza brunnea f. sp. 'multigermtubi' MB_m1, 675 nucleotides long. RefSeq lists its product as uncharacterized. Lineage: Eukaryota; Fungi; Ascomycota; Leotiomycetes; Helotiales; Drepanopezizaceae. The record is from RefSeq and is a predicted model, not a curated record.